AUGUCUCUUUUCAAAGGUUACUUCAAGCACAAAGGCAUACAUGUAUGGAUGCCUGUCGGUGGACCUUUGAAAAUGCUUGUCGGUGCAGCAUCAACAUCCAAAGAGGCGUGGGAUGCAUUGAAGGAAGAGUAUGAAGGCUCUUCUCAAGUUCGUUUGAUUAAGCUUCAAACGUUGCGAAGGGAGUACGAGAAUCUGAAGAUGUAUGAGAAUGAAGACAUCAAGGUCUUCACGGAUAAGAUAGUUGAAUUGGCAAAUCAAUUAACUUAUCAUGGUGAACAGAAGUCGGAUGUUCAACUCAUACAAAAGAUACUCAUCUCUCUCCCAGCCAAGUUCGAUAGCAUAGUCAGUGUGUUGGAGCAAACAAGCGAUUUGACUUCAACAAAGAUGACAGAGUUGAUCGGGAUUUUGAAGGCUCAUGAAGCAAGGCUGGCUGCAAGAGAAGAAAGCACCAAUGAAGGAGAAUUUGAUGCUCGUGUUAAGCACGGAAAUUCUGGUGUUACAUCAGACAACUCAAAACGCCGAGGAAGCAAGAAGUGGUGUGGUUACUGCAAGAAGAACAAUCAUACCGAGAGCGAGUGUCUGAAGAAACAGAAGAAGGAAGAUCCAAAGAAGGAUCAUCGAAGUAACAAGGAGUGUUAUAAUUGUGGCAAGUUAGGCCACUUUGCAAAUCAGUGCUACUCAAAGAAGAAAGAGAAGGCACAUGUGAGUCUCGAAGAAGACUCGAAUGAAGAUCACAUGUUGUUCAGUGCGAGCGAAGCAGCAACAAUAGUGAUGGAAGAUGUUUGGCGACAAAAGGUUGCAACAAAUGCAAGACAAAGACUUGGUAAAGGGAUUACCAAAGUUUAA
Messenger RNA from Brassica oleracea var. oleracea, 846 nucleotides. RefSeq lists its product as uncharacterized. Gene Ontology annotation, molecular function: zinc ion binding; nucleic acid binding. The record is from RefSeq and is a predicted model, not a curated record. Bases 1 to 846 code for a protein of 281 amino acids. The transcript has 3 exons. NCBI's taxonomy places the organism in Eukaryota, Viridiplantae, Streptophyta, Magnoliopsida, Brassicales, Brassicaceae.